Molecule: messenger RNA, 1322 nt
Organism: Prunus avium (sweet cherry)
Lineage: Eukaryota; Viridiplantae; Streptophyta; Magnoliopsida; Rosales; Rosaceae
Molecular function (GO): protein binding
Source: RefSeq, a predicted model, not a curated record
CAAACAUUUUAAAAUCUACAAUCGGAAUACCUCCGCCGUUUGAUUAUCAAAGAAUAACAGCAAAGAUUAUGAAGACUAAUCCCCAUCCAACGGUGGAGAUGGCGAUAUAGAUGCUUAUCUAGAACUAGCAGAUCCCUUAUCCUACGCGCACUUUCUGUACCCCUGUUCCCCUUCAGUCUCAUGGCAGCUGAGUUACAGCCACUGGAAGCUCCAAUCACCGCCGGCCCAGCAAUUACAACGACAACAACAACCCAACCGAUAAAUACAACCACCACAGCAACUGCCAUAACGGCAAUAGCAGCAACGACAACGGCCCUACCUUCCACCGAGCACCAAGGCCCCCAAUUGGGCCCCAAACGGCAGCGCCGGCCCAGCGUCCGAUUAGGCGAGAUCGGCGACCAACCCGCCGCCACUGUCUCCUUCGACUCACACAUGCGACGAGCCAAGCACACCUGGAGGCUCCCCAAGGACUCCAAAUCGGUCAAGGCUCGCUCCAUCACCAACCUCGUCAACGGCAACGACUCCAAUGAAACAACGCCGCCCGAGGAGAGGAACCAAAACGGCGACGGAGGGUUCGAGUUUGGGAACCGGAGAAUUAAAGCGAAGCGAGCCACUGGGACCAAGAGGGUCCGAUCGAAUUGGGCGUCGAAUUCGAAGCUUGAUGACGGCGGCGACAGCCGGGAGGACGGUGGAGAGUGGUUCAGCGCGGAUCCCGAUCAGGAUAGUCCAGUGAGGGACAGUAGUCCGGUGAACUCGGGGGACGACGCGGGGCAGGAUUUGUGGGAGGGGCAGAGGAGGGUGGCGGGAAAUUGGGCUAGGGUUUCGGAGAGCAGGGAAAACGACGCCGUUGAGGCGGAUAAUAUGCCGGAGUCGAAUUGGAGCGGAGUGAGGUCGUGGCUGAUAGAAUUGGGGUUGAGUCGGUACACGCCGGUGUUCGAGAUACACGAAGUGGACGACGAGGUGUUGCCAAUGCUGACUCUGGAGGAUCUUAAGGACAUGGGCAUAAACGCCGUCGGUUCGAGGCGCAAAAUGUACUCUGCCAUUCAGAAGCUUCGCAAGGGGUUCUCGUGAGUCUGGCUUUCCUUUUUAAUUUUGUCUACUUUUUUUAUUGUUUAGCAGAAUAGUGUUUUAGUUUCUAUUCUUCGCCUUUUUUUUCCUUUUUUAAAUCUUUCACAGUAACAUGAUAACAAGAAUAAUCCUAGUUUGUGUUGUAGUUUUGCAGUAAGAUAGCUGUUUGUCCAUUUUUUGUAUUUUAAUUGUUGUUUCCCAUUAAAGCAAUUUGAAUUUGCUUCAGUUGAGCUAGAGUUUCUACUUGUAGUUUA